AUGACUGUAAAGAAGCUAAUCAAUCUGGAGUGGGAGGUUAAAAAUUUAAGUUUUGAUCAGAGUGGAACAUUUUUAGCUGUUGCUGGUACUGAUGUUAGACUGUGUAGAGCGUACCGGACAACGUCAAACGCCACACUACAGGUACUUGCAGGAUGUGCUCCACUACACUUGAAAGCCAAGAAAUUAACAUGGACAUGGACACUUAAAAAUAUACUCAUUACUGACGACGGCAACAAUAAACUAAAGAAAUAUGCAGAGAUAGGAAUUCUCCCUAACCUAGACUACACUUUUCUCAAAAACUUUGUGCAGGAAGAAGGCGUAACAAAGAAGACUAAUACUUAUACUCAUCCAGCAAGUAAUAACAAAGUGGAGAUAACAGAGGUUAACGCAGAGCCAAUUCCUAAACAUCUCGUAUUUAAGGAUGGCUCUAAAAACAAUAAUAAUGUAGGAACAGCAUUCAUCCAUUUUAUACACGGCAACUCACAGUACAGACACGAAGCUGGUUUUAAACUGGUUAGCUACACCACGGUGCCAGAAGGUGAAAUAUAUGCCAUCUAUCAAGCCAUCUCCUAUAUCUACACUCUUAAAAAUUACAGAGGACAUUUGAGAAUAUGCACCGAUAGCCAAAUGGCAUUACACAGGAUAAAUAGUGAAAAUUCAAAAUGCUACACGACAAAUCUUAUUCAGGACAAAUUGACUAAUUUGCACAGCUUUAAGGUGAGUUUCGCUUGGAUGAAAGGAUAUUGUGGAAUCCAAGGAAAUCAGGCAGCUGAUAGACUGGCGAAGCAAUUUGCCAAUAGUGAACAUAACAUCAUAUAUACUGAACUCACAGAAAAUAAUAUAAAAAACUUGCUUCAAGAAACCAUCAUCCAAUUAUGGCAAAUGGAAUGGGAGAAAGGAGACACGGGGAGAGUAACAUAUGGUUUCAUACCAAACAUUCAACAUUGUCUCAAAAUGUAG
Centruroides sculpturatus (bark scorpion) is the source of this 960-nucleotide messenger RNA. RefSeq lists its product as uncharacterized. Gene Ontology annotation, molecular function: nucleic acid binding; RNA-DNA hybrid ribonuclease activity. Lineage: Eukaryota; Metazoa; Arthropoda; Arachnida; Scorpiones; Buthidae. The record is from RefSeq and is a predicted model, not a curated record. Bases 1 to 960 code for a protein of 319 amino acids. The transcript has 3 exons.